AUGUCACAAUUACUUAACAAAAACCUACUGAAUACGGAACCAUCCUAUGAUAUAUUAGUAGAAAUCGAUAACUUUAGAGUUUCAGAUACAGAAGAAAUAGAGGAUGUACAAAAUCAAAUAGUAGAGGAAGGCUCGGAUACGAAAAAAACAGAGAAUGCACAAAAUCAAAUAAUAGAAGAUCCAACAGGUGCAUGGGAAGAUUCGGAUGAUGAGAAAGUUUGUGUAUCAUUACAAAGUAAAAGUAUGUUAAAAAAAUUAAGAAAAAAUGAAGAUGAAGAUGUUAUAUCCGGUGAUCAAUAUGAGAAACGACUAAGACAACAAUUUGAGAAACUAUACCCAACGCCUAAUUGGGCCACUGUUCCUUCAAAACGAAAAAGACAAACUCAAGACAAUUCUGACUCAUCAGAUGAUGAACCACUGGAAGUGCUAGACAUUCGCAAUGAGUCUGACACACUUAAUGAAUUAGAUACAGUAAAAAAGUUAAUAUCAAAAAAAAAGCUUGAAGUUACAAAAAUGAAACAUGUCAAUCAACAGGCUUAUUCACAAAGUGUAAUUCAAAGUAUCGCUUUUCAUCCAAAUGCACAAGUUGCCAUGACCGCUGGGUUAGAUAAAACAAUACGCUUAUUUCAAAUAGAUGGUAAAAUCAAUCCGAAAAUCCAAUCUUUCGUACUGAAAGAUCUGCCCAUUUAUCGAGCAGCAUUCAACCCAAAUGGGACUGAAAUCAUUGCUGCUGGACAGAAAAAAUACUUUUAUAUAUUUAACAUUGAAGCUGGAAGCAUCAAUAAAUCUAACGGGAUUUAUGGGUUCCGAGAUAAAUCACUAGAAAAUUUUUCAAUCUCUCCUUGCGGACAAUAUAUUGUUUUUGCAGGAAGUAGUGGAUAUUUGGUUUUGGUCAGCAAUCGAACUAAGCAAUGGGUCGCAAACAUGAAAAUGAAUGGUACUGUUACAUCUAUUGAUUGGUCUGGUGAUAGUCGAUAUUUGUAUUCAGUUGGAAGUGAUGCAGAAGUAUAUCAAUGGGAUGUUAAUACGCGAAGAUGUGUCCAUCGAUUUAGAGAUGAUGGAGGGUUUAAGCCUAUGAAGAUAUCAGUAUCGAAGAAUGGUCAAUACUUUGCUAUUGGAUCUAAUUCUGGUAUCGUUAAUGUUUAUGACGAGACUUGCUUAGUUUUACCAAAUCCUAAGCCUUUAAGGUCAAUUAUGAAUUUGACGACAAGCGUUCACGACAUGAAAUUCAAUCAUGAUGCUCAAAUACUUGGAAUCUCGAGUCAUUCUAAAAAAAAUCAAUUAAAAAUGGUACAUUUACCAUCUCUUAAUGUGUUUCCAAAUUGGCCAAACAAUUUGACUCCUCUUAAUUACGUUCAAUGUUUUGAUUUCUCGCCUGCAAGCGGUUACAUUGCUAUAGGUAAUGAUAAGGGUAAAGCACUUUUGUACAAACUUAGGCAUUACCCUGUGGCUUGA
Cetraspora pellucida is the source of this 1455-nucleotide messenger RNA. The record is from the annotation of a GenBank genome assembly. Lineage: Eukaryota; Fungi; Glomeromycota; Glomeromycetes; Diversisporales; Gigasporaceae.